AUGGAAGAAUACAGCGAUGAGGCAACAUUUCAUGCCGAGAUUGAAGUGUUGACAAAAAUCAGGCAUCGAUGCAUUGUUAAGUUAUAUGGCUUUUGUUCCCACUCCCAGUGCAAAUUCCUUGUGUAUGAUCUUAUCGAGAGGGGAAGUUUAUCAUCCAUGCUUCAUGACCAAGAGCUAGUGAAGGAAUUGAAUUGGCCCAAGAGAGUGACUGUUGUGAGAGAUGUAGCUCAAGCUCUCUCUUACUUGCACCAUGAUUGUGAUGAUCCGAUCGUGCAUCGCGACAUAAAAAGCAGCAACAUUCUUCUGGACCUCGAUUUUAAAGCUUAUGUCUCAGACUUCGGCAUGGCGAGGAAACUGAAGCACGGUUACUCAAGCUGGAGCACUAUCUUUGCAGGGACAUGUGGCUACAUAGCCCCGGAAUUGUCAUCUACCAUGGUGUUGACAGAGAAGUGCGACGUGUACAGCUUCAGCGUGGUUGCGCUGGAAGUUUUGAUUGGAAAGCACCCAGCCAGUGAAGGUCUUGGACCUGAAGCUCUCACACUCAAGAUAUGGCUGAUUGAGAAGGAUUUUUUUUAUCCAAAGGGUGCUGAAGCUGCUGACUGA
Molecule: messenger RNA, 603 nt
Organism: Aegilops tauschii subsp. strangulata
Lineage: Eukaryota; Viridiplantae; Streptophyta; Magnoliopsida; Poales; Poaceae
Source: RefSeq, a predicted model, not a curated record